AAGCAGCCCAUGGCCAUUUUCUGGCGGCGGUGCAGGGGUCGCUUUGGGGGUGAAUCAGCAGGAAAAGAACUGCAGCGUUUCCACAUCCUCGGUGCUUCAGGGCCUCGUCUGCUCGCCUGACCUGUAUCGUUACUUUACAGCUGCUGUAUAGACUGCAAUCACUAAGGAAUAAAACGUAAUUCCCAGAUGGUGUUGGACCCAGCUAGACCUGUACACGUGAGCCAAGUUGAAAGAAGCUUUGGUCAUUGCUGUGGAAUUCCUGGUAUGAGAAGGCAGGACGUCAGGGUACAGAGUGGAUCUUUGCUGUGCUGCUGUAAUCAUGAAGACAGCGAUCAUAAUUGACCUAAUCAUCUUCACUUUGCUGUCUUCAGGGAAGAAAUUCCGAUGGUGCACCCUAUCUGACCUAGAACAGAGGAAGUGUGCUGAACUGUCCAAAGCUCUUACAGCUGUGCUGCCCCUUGCUACCAUCAAUUCUUUUACCAGGAUUUCUUGUAUCAGAGCUCACAACACAUAUGACUGCAUUGAUAAAAUCAGGGUGAAUAAAGCAGAUGCUGCCUCCUUGGAUGCUGGAGAUGUUUACUCUGCUGUAAAGCUAUAUGGCUUGACAGUGGUGGCAAAGGAGAUCUAUGAGAAAGGAAAUUGUGUGUUUGCUGUGGCCGUUGCCAGACGAGGAACUUUGAAUAUCCAGAGACUAAGAGGUGUGCGCAGCUGCCACAAUGGAGCCAGGUGGACAUCAGGUUGGAACAUUCCUCUUGGCUUUCUCCUGGCUAGAAAUGACCUCUCCUGGGAUGAGGCACAACCUCUGAGCCAAGUAAUCAGUGAGUAUUUCAAUGCAAGUUGCAUCCCUGGGGUUGGUGUUGCUGCUCCUCGACUCUGUGCUCUUUGCCAAGGACAAAAAUCCUAUGUCAGAGACAAGAACCAUUUCUGUGAGACUAGCAGCAAUGAACCCUUCUAUGACUCUGAAGGAGCCUUCAGGUGCUUGAAGAAUGGAGUGGCAGAUGUUGCCUUUUUAGAUCAUCUAACAAUAAUGAGUGCCACAGAGACAGAACAAGAUGAAUAUGAACUCUUAUGUCCUGAUGGGACCACGGCUGAGCUGAGUGAAUACAGCACCUGUAACUUGGGUCAGGGGCCUGGCCGUGCCAUCAUCACCCGCCACAACUUCCAGAAGAUCACCAACAAAUUUCUUACUAUGAUCCAACACCUCUUUGGGCGAAAAGGAAAGGAAAGGACCAGGUUUGAACUCUUCACUUCAGCACCCUAUGGGGGAAAGAACCUGCUGUUCCAGGAUGCCACCCAGCAUCUGCAGCUUCUCGAGGAGCAGCUAGAGAUUGCCUAUGUCCUUGGUCUGGAUUAUGUAGCUCUCCUUAAAGGACUAGGCCAUGAAGGGAGCUCUUUGGACAACAGUGUUGUGCGCUGGUGCUGCAUCAGCAAUGCUGAGCUUCGCAAAUGUGAGAAUUGGGCACUGAGCAUCAAAUCUGACCCAUUGGUUUGUGUCCAGGCAGCCUCCAUGACACAGUGCAUUGAAAUGAUCAAGAGUAGUGAGGCUGAUGCAGUCACCCUGGAUGCAACACAUGUCUACAUUGCAGGGAAGUGUGGAUUGGUGCCUGUAGCUGCAGAAUGUUAUGGAGAGGGAUGUGCCCCAGCUGCUACAAGCACAGAGGAAACGUGGAAACUAAUUCGCCUUAGACGCAAAGCACUGUCACCUGUCUAUGCUGUAGCCCUAGCUAAGAAGAAUGCCAAACAGAUUAACAUCCACAACCUUGGGGGAAGGCGGUCCUGCCACAGCCAUCUGUAUAGUCCUGGAGGAUGGUUAUUUCUUUCCAGAUACACAGUGGGAGCUCUGGAGAGUGCUACUGAGAACUGUAACAUUGACUCCGCUUAUCAGAACUACUUUUGGAAGGGCUGCAUGCCAGGAGCAGAUGGGAACCUGUGCAAGGUGUGCGUUGGAGACAGUGAGGCAGAAGGGGGUAGAGUAUCUAGCAGGUGUGCUGCCAAUCACAACGAGCGUUAUUAUGGCAAUGUGGGAGCACUCAGGUGUCUAGUUGGCAAUCCCAGUGGAAGAAGCUUUGGAGAUGUAGCUUUCCUGGAACACUCUAACCUACUCCGGAACAUAGAGAAUCUGGGCAGCUCUGGUUGGGCGAAAGGUUUUACUCCUAGUGACUUUGAGCUUUUGUGUCCGGAUGGAACACGUGCUGCAGUCACGGAGUGGGCAGGCUGUAACCUCGGCCCUAUUCCCCCCAGCACAGUCAUGACUCGACCGGUCACUACCACCAAAAUCUAUGACUUCCUAAUGAAAUCCCAGGAAUCUGUGGGAACCAAGCUGGACUCUGAAUUCCAUCUAUUUCAGUCUCAGAAGUAUGGUGAAAGUGAUCUGCUUUUCAAAGAUGCUACUCAGUACCUUGUUCAUGCAAGUCAUAUGAGCUAUAAGGAGAUUCUUGGAGGGUCUUUUCUUCAACUGGCAGAAUCAGUGUUUAAUUGUACACCUGCAGGUAUCUUAGACUUUUGCAGACAGGAUAUCUGCGCAUCCUCUUUGAACUGACAGCUAUAUAGAGGCUUUGCAAGGCACAUACACCAUUACUGAUGCUGAAAACAAGGAAAGAUGCAAGUCCAACCUAUCCAGAGCAAUCACCAAGGAAACAGUCGCCUCUAGAAGUUUAUGCUGAAUACUCUUCAUAUAUAUACAGAUAUGUAUAUAUACAGGCAGAUUUCAUGUUUAUGGUCAUAUAACAAGGCUCUUGUCAUCACUGUCUUGGAGUCUGGCAUUGUGGGGAGUGGCACAGGCCAAUCCACACAACCCACGCACAGAAGUAGGGUCAGCAAUUCUGAACAGCUACUGAGGAGAUCUCAGCAUUUCUGUGGGACGUGCAGGGCCAAUGCCAUGGACUAAAAUAUGGACUAUCAGGAGGCGCACAGGUUAGUGGGUAGCAAUUUUCCUUGCUUUUCCUAUUAUGUCUUGUAAAAACAAUCAGCUGUCACUUUGGUCGCUGAGGCAUUGUCCUCUUAUAUAUGUGAUUUUCAUUGCAGCUAGAUAGUCUGUGCUGAAUACACAUGCAUACUAUAGGUUGUGUUUGUAACUGCUAUUUGUAUCAAGAGCUUUUUCUGCUUUUAAGUGUGAAGAAUGCAUUUGCUUUGUUUAACCAACAAUUUAUAUUAGUAAGUCAACACAUUUUUCUUUCACAAAUUAAUAUAUUAAGGCAUCUAAUAGUAUCAACCAGCAGAACUGGAUUCUUACAACCUUAAGGUGAAGGAAAGCAAUGGAUAUUCCAUUCUUGUUGAAAACAUCAGCCAUUACUUUAUAGGAUACUUCUGAAGUGUCAAAAUAUGAAUUAUCAGUUAAACUGAACAUUCUCUUUAUAGAUGGGAACUGCUUCAACACAAUAUGAAAUCUUUUGAACAAAGUGUAUCAUGUAUUUGUUUUGCCUGAACUUUGGGUUGGAAACAUUAUGCAGAGCUAGUGGAUGUAGAAUUAGAGUGGGUGCAACUCAUGGGCAGGGCUCAGUUCAAUUUUCAACCUUCUGCUCUUAUGCUUGCCUGAGCUACACAAGAUAAAUAUUUAUAAAAAUAAAAAAAUCAAAAAGUCCUUUACCCAGAAUCCUCCAACCCUUGCUACCUCUACUGCAGUUGUAUUAACCUUAGCUAGCAAUGAAUAAGAUGCAAGUAGUGAAGACAGGCCAGCUGCACUACACAAAAAGUAAAUAGAAAUUGUAGGAGCUAUGUUAUCUGCCAUAUAAAGCAAGAAAAAAAAUCCAAAUUUUUUAGGCAGCAGUAAUUAAAAAUAUUGGGUUGUAAAAUAAUCUGCUGAGAGCAUGUGUUUUUAAACAAUUUCUUCCUCACCUAGCUCCUCUUUCUUGUUAUGCUUGAGACUUACAUUGGCCCCUCUCCUCCCCCUUCUCAUUUUCUGAGAAAGAAAAAAAAAUUACACUCUGAGCAGCCUCAAAGGUGUUUACUUUAGAUUCACCUGCAUUUUAGCUGAGACUGCUGCCUCCUUUGGCCCAUCAUUUGGGAUUGGCUGACCAAACAAGAGGGAGCUCACCAGCUCACCCACCUCACAGAGAGAGGGAUGAGAAGUAAAAGGUGCAUGUAGGCGAGUCCCAGUACAGCAAGGGGACAAAAUCCUCACGUACGCUGUCGCAGCCAGCAAGCCGUAGCCUCGAAGCAGCCGGGGAACGGCAGGGUGCUAGUUUAGGCCUGUGGGUGCUCCCUCCCUCUCUUUACCGGAGCUUACAUGCCAUCUGUGGGACCCAUGUAACAGCACACUUAGAGGAGAGCAGAGGCUUCCGAGAGCAGAGUGAACAAGUCCAUAUGCCAGCUGCAUUUUCCUGAAUAGGCUGUAUGUUGAAAGCCUAGGUUAUAUGUAAGAUUUUAGAGGGUAGGGGGAUUGCUUUCUAGCAUGGACAUUACAGAAGCUUAAGUAGGCCUUUUUUGAUGUCCCAGUGCUUCAGUUUUGGUUUAAAAGCAUCAGUUUGAUGCAUUGCGCAGACUGUAGUACAUGAACCGGGAGCCUGCUUCAGCUGUGCAUCUCUUGGUGCUGAGCUUAGCAGGAGCUAUGCUCUCUGGAGGCUACUACCCUACUACCUUAAGAGAGAAAUGCUGUCUCAACACUAGGAGUAGCAGUUAGGAUUGUGCUUCAAAUCCCCCAGAUCUGCUUCUUUUUCUACAAAUAUAAGGCUAGAGACAAACCAUAGCUGCAUGAUUCAGUAACAGCCCACACAGUUAGUUAAUGUGGUCAAUGGACCUCUUCACAGAUUUAACCCCUUGCCCCACUAGUGAGACAGAAAUACCAGUUGUAGUUGCUGAUACAGACCUAAACAAGGCUUUAGAAAAACUAAAACUUUCUCAGAAAAAUUUAUUUCCAUAAAUUAAAAACACACACAAAAGAAACAGUGAAAUUUUAGACUCGCACGCUACUGAACAGAAACAAAAUGCCAAGAGCAUGAUGGAGGCUAACGGCACAGGUGUACAAAUUCCCACUGAGCUAUUUGUUAACAUGAUAGCAUCAUAUAGACUUUUAAUCCACGCAGUUAUCAGCCACGUUCUAGGAGAGCACCUGACAUAAUAUACCAAAGGUCCAACUCAAAUCAAAUACAAUAAAUGAGAACAGCUUGCAGAAAGUUGUAUCCAGCAACCAUCUGAACUCAAACGUACACAGGCCCAAGGACAGUCAGGCAAACCCUGUAACAUACGUUCAGUAGCCUUUGCUGCUCCAGUUGUAGCAUGAUGAAAGUAAGAGCUUUAGAAAAAUGAUCUUUCUCUCUCCCCCAAUCAGCAACCUUACCAAAAAGCUGCCUGGCUCUGCAAAGCUCACUGCCAAAAUACAAUACAUAGCAAAAGCUUUGCAGUUCUUCCUCCAGCUGCUGUCGUCAUAGUUCUAUGAACAGUAUGUACAAGGUCUUUUUUUCCGUGAUGGUGCAAAAGAAUCCUCACAGAAGUUGGUUCAUUCUGUGAAAAGGCAACUGUACAUAUCCUUUGCUAGGGAAGUACGCAAGACCCCAAAAGAUGCAUCCUCUAUACAUUUUGCCUGGGAUGAUCUGUGACAGAAGCAGCUCAGAGUGGCAAAUAUCUAGCUUUUGCACUGUCAACAUUCCCAGUGUACAGGUUCCAGCCACAAAUGGAACAAAGCUGUUCCACAAGUGCUGUAAAUAGAAACAGAGGUGGGAGAUGAAAAAAGAGGAAGUGCACAAGCAUGAUUAACAUCCAUAUGCUGGAGAGGCGGGGAGGAAGAACAAGAUGCUUUGUCUCAGUUAGCUUACACCUCUAUCAUACAAAUACUAAAACAAAACAGAAUAAUGCUGUAUAUUUGGGAUUCCACAACUCUAAAGUCUGGGACAUGUUAGACAAUUACAACAUUUUCUGAAUUCCCCCAGUUACUGAGUAUUUUCUUUGCUCUGCUCUCUCUGCUAUAGCUGUUAAGAGAGCUAAGAAGUGCUACUUCUAAGCAACCGGAAUCACGACAGAGCAAGGAAGCAGACAAAAGAAACCCCAAAGGAAAAACCCAACAAGUUCCAUUUUUCAAAGCACAUUAGAGGACUGAACUCUGCUUCGACCCAAGCUUCCUCCCUCCCCACCCAUACCCUUAUUUUGUUAAAAGCUGCAGUGAGGUUGUAACCUCAGUUCUGUCACAGCACUAGAAGCUUCCCAUAUUAAUAGAAAAUGAAUGAAUGCUGUGUUACAAUCCCAUUUUACAGCAUAAAAACAUGAUGUAUACACACCACUCUUGCUGCAGCUUCCAGCCAGUCAAUAUUUGGGCUAACAAACAGAUAUAGGGAAAGUUUCAAAUAUUUUUUAAAAAAGCAGUUGACCUCAAGGCCCCCAAGCAUGAAAAUUAUUUUUAUAGAAAGAAAUCCCUGAAAAAUAAAGAGGAUCCAAUGAUAUACAGCAGCCCAAAUAGGUUAACCAGACCUGGCAGCUGAAAUAGUAUGUCAGCAUGUUCAAAGUUUGCCUGCCUUGUUUUUUUAUUCCCUCAAAUGCAAACAACACUACUGUAUGUCUGUACUUCCCUCUUUUCUUCAGUCUUCCUGAUUAAAGAUAAUUAACCUCCAGAAUAAGAAUGUAAACUUCUAGGAAUCCCAGCACAUAAGCUGGGAGAAAAAAAAAAUCCAGAAUAAAUUUCUUUCAAGACUCAGGCACACACAGUGUUAUAUUCUGCUUCCAUUUCUCUACUUAAAAAGCGCUGAAAUUCAACAGAUUGCUUCUUAAUUUUGUGUUUUCUGUUAGGUAUAACAGAACUGGCAGAGCAACAGAAGAUAAUGAUGGUAUUUUCAGUCCUGCAUUCAUUAGGACUUAAGAAUACCCACCCACUAGAGCAUGUUCACAUGCUCAUUUUGAAGGUAAACAGAAAUUCCAUCAUAGGGGUAGGUAUAUAAGAAAGUGCAAGUUUCAAGUGACAAGUGAAAGAAAUAAUGGAAUAUUUGAGCAUCCCAGCAAUGACAGCCAUCCCAUGAAGCUUUGCCUGAAUAACUUCUAUAGGCACUAAAGGACAGAAAUUACCUGAACUGCAGCUAGCAUUCAUUUUGCGUUAUGCUUCAAGUAAGUUUAACAGAAGUUAUCCCAGAAGGGAGCACUCUUCCCUCAGAAAGGUAUGGCCAAGAAAUUGCCCAGUGCUGCAGCAGAUAAUGACAAAUGGCCUUACACAAUGAAAGAAAUGCUUUCCACAUGCUAGGAGACUCUUUGUACAGCACUAGCUAUUAUAUACAAUAGUUCAGAGAGGAUCUAAUUAUGAGCUAUAUGAAUUGUAAACCUAAAAUAGUAAAAAACAACAAAAACACCCUCUCCUCCCCCCACGAUGGAACAAAUCUAUUUUGUUGUUGGCAUUAAAAUCAAGCUGAUAUUUUUAUUGGAAUUAAAAUCACUUAAAAAUGAUUCUCAAAUAUUUUGCUGGUGUUCUCUGCAAGCCACAGCUCAGCUAAAUAAAAACCUCUACUUAAGCGUCCUGCAGCUUAACAUCCUUCUGGGCUACUUACCUUUGCCACUGGAGAAGAGGUGUAAAGCACCAGCAAACUAGGUAAAAAUUCACUCUACUAUUUGGGAAAAAUUAGCACUUGGCGCCAUUUUUUCUUAAAAUACCUUUUUUCUUUUUUUUUUUUUU
Molecule: messenger RNA, 7585 nt
Organism: Dromaius novaehollandiae (emu)
Lineage: Eukaryota; Metazoa; Chordata; Aves; Casuariiformes; Dromaiidae
Product: melanotransferrin-like
Exons: 19
Coding region: 320-2539 (739 amino acids)
Biological process (GO): iron ion transport
Cellular component (GO): plasma membrane; early endosome; recycling endosome
Source: RefSeq, a predicted model, not a curated record